GUAGAGAGAGGGCACCAAGGAUCCAAGAUGGAGGAGAAGUUAGAAUCCGCAGGCCAAGCACCACCGCAUGUCGUCACGAUAGCAUGCCUGAAGGAGUUACCGCACCAGGCAGCGCUGCAAAAUGGCAAGCAGCAGCUCGAGGACGGGCUGCCCCAGGAAUGGGCCACCCAGUGUCAGGAGUUCCUGAAGGCCCUGGAUUCUCAUCGCCUAGGAUGGGGAAGCCCACCACGGUCAAAGCUUGGGCCGUGGGAUGAUGCCAAGGCCUUUCUGGCUUCCUUUGAGCAAGUGGCCGAAGCCUGCCAAUGGCCUGAAGAAGAGUGGGCGACACGUCUCCUGCCGGCUCUCAGCGGAGAAGCCAAGCAGGCCUUUAGCGGCCUAGAAGCUUCCGAGAGGGAGGACUACGGGAAGGUGAAGGCGGCCAUUUUGCGAGGGGAAGCCAGCAGAAUGGAGGCACUGCGGCAGCACUUCAGGCAGUUCCGCUACCAAGAAGUCGAGGACCCGCGAAGGGUCUAUGGGCAGCUCCAGGAGCUCUGCCAUCAGUGGCUGAAGCCGGAGAGGCGCAGCAAGGAGCAGAUCCUGGAGCUGCUGAUCCUGGAGCAGUUCCUGGCCAUUUUGCCCCAGGAAAUGCAGAGUAGGAUCAGGGCCUGGGACCCGGAGACCAGCACCCAGAUGGCGGCAGAGGAGCUACUGAUGAGUCCCCAAGAAGCCAAGGCUUGGAAAUGGCAGAUGCCGGUGGAGGAAGUGCCCACGAACCCCUCAGAAGCCAAGGGGGCACCUCGGAAGCAAAUCUACAUAGAGGCCGAUGAGAAAGCAGACAAAGACCUCUGUUUGCUGGCCAGCGAAAUAAUGUCGCCAAGUCAUCCCAGUCCGGUGCUUCCUCCUGAAGAACAAGAAAUAGUUGACACUGAGCUUUCUGAGGGAAAUGUGAAUUUAAACGAGGUGACUGUGGCUUUGGGCAGUGCUGAGUGGGCAGUGCUGAACACCAGUCAAGGAACCAUGCAUUGGGAAGUCAUGCAGGAGGACUCUGAGGACAUCAGCUCUCUAGGAGGGUUUGUGAUUCCCAAACCAGAGGCUGUAUCCCAAAUGGAAAAAGGAGACAUGGGUUUCAUCCAGGACUCUGAGGAUGGCGAGGUAUUUGCAGAAAGCAUCUCAGGUAAAGGGGAGGGAUAUUAAAGGCAGAAUGGGGCUUAGUUGGGAGGGGUGGUUACAGAGGGGUGCAUCACACACUCUGGGAUUGCUUUCAUUGUGCCUGUUUUUCCAUGUGCCACUUCCUGCUUUUCUUGUCCUGGGUGCUGAUUGGGUGGGAAAGUU
Messenger RNA from Lacerta agilis (Sand lizard), 1311 nucleotides. RefSeq names its product zinc finger protein 202-like. Bases 28 to 1173 code for a protein of 381 amino acids. Gene Ontology annotation, biological process: regulation of DNA-templated transcription. The record is from RefSeq and is a predicted model, not a curated record. The transcript is spliced from 5 exons. Lineage: Eukaryota; Metazoa; Chordata; Lepidosauria; Squamata; Lacertidae.